AUGAAGGCACCAUUAUAUAUGCUGAGUGAUCUUGACUAUGCAGAUGACAUUGCUAUGUUACCAUCAGGUAUUGGAGACGCUCAAAAAUUCCACGAUCGGCUUGUCUUAGCUGUUAGCUGCUGCUGCCGCAGAUGUUGGCCUCCAUGUUAAUGCCACCAAAACCAAAUUCUUGAUUCUCAAUCAUCCAUGGUCACCUCCACUGCAAGUUAAAAACAUCAACCUUGACUUCGAUGAUGACUUUAAUUACCCAGGUUCUUUUAUCGCCACCACAGAGAACGAUGUCAAGAAACUACAAGGUCAGGAAUGGGAUGCCUUUUGGAGA
Messenger RNA from Porites evermanni, 322 nucleotides. NCBI's taxonomy places the organism in Eukaryota, Metazoa, Cnidaria, Anthozoa, Scleractinia, Poritidae. The record is from the annotation of a GenBank genome assembly.